Protopolystoma xenopodis is the source of this 564-nucleotide messenger RNA. NCBI's taxonomy places the organism in Eukaryota, Metazoa, Platyhelminthes, Monogenea, Polystomatidea, Polystomatidae. The record is from the annotation of a GenBank genome assembly.
GUAAUCGAGACACUCACCAGACUCUAUCUGGUGAUGGAAUAUGCUUCUGGAGGAGAUUUACACACAUUUAUCCUUAAAAAUGGUUGUUUCGAGGAACCCGACGCCAAGAUUAUUUUCGCUCAGGUAAUCGCGGCCGUCAACCAUCUGCACGAGAACAAUAUUGUACACCGAGACAUCAAAGCAGAAAACAUACUUUUCACCUUGGGACCGAUAAUUCCAUUCACUGAAAGUCCUGCUGGCUGCCCAUUUGAUAGCGCUACCUCUAGCAAAGACCAUUCUCACCAGACGGACAGUAGGACCGAGUCGAACCGUACCGCUGACGAGCAACAUUGUGACGACAAGCCUCUAGGCAAGCUCACCGAUGCUCGGAUGCUCCACCAGCGUAGUCAUCAGACACUGGCCCAGCUCACACAGUGGCUUCGUAAUACAAUCAGUGGAACCGGCGAGUUUAGUCGACAUGUACACCGGUUUCCAACUCAUGCUCUUCCAGUCUCUAGUUACGGCUGUUCAGCUGCAGCUGUACACAUUCAAACUGACGCGAGUGCAGGCUUUGUUAAAAUAUGA